This is a messenger RNA of Wyeomyia smithii (pitcher-plant mosquito), 1629 nucleotides long. Its product is annotated as tubulin alpha-8 chain-like. Gene Ontology annotation, cellular component: cytoplasm; microtubule. Gene Ontology annotation, molecular function: GTP binding; structural constituent of cytoskeleton. The coding region runs from base 187 to 1530 and encodes 447 amino acids. Lineage: Eukaryota; Metazoa; Arthropoda; Insecta; Diptera; Culicidae. The record is from RefSeq and is a predicted model, not a curated record. The transcript is spliced from 2 exons. Gene Ontology annotation, biological process: microtubule cytoskeleton organization; mitotic cell cycle.
UAAAUGUUGGUAACACUUAGCCAUUCAUCAUAGAAACUAUCGAAUAGAUAGUACAUAAAAAAUUGCACCCAAGCAUAUGAGUUAAAAUUUUAUAAGACCUUCUGUAACUUGUGUAUUUUUAAUAAUUUCAUAACUACAAAGUGAUAAAAGUUAACAAUAUAUUUUUAAAUAAUCGAUUGCUUGAAAAUGCGUGAGGUUAUCUCUAUACAUGUCGGUCAGGCGGGGUGCCAGAUAGGCAAUGCCUGUUGGCCAUUAUUCUCGCUGGAGCACGGUGUACUAGCCGAUGGAACGCUGAACCCUAGUUUAAAUGUGGAUGAGAAUAUGACCACCUUCUUCCAUGAUACCCGCGCUGGGCGUGUUGUGCCACGUAACAUGUUUAUCGAUUUGGAGGAUUCAGUUAUUAAUGAAAUCAAGUCGGGCCCCUACCGGCAGCUGUACCAUCCACUAUAUAUGGUUACCGGCAAGGAAGAUGCGGCCAACAACUAUGCCAGAGGGCACUACACCGUGGGUAAACAGCUUGCCGAACAGGUGUCAUCAACGUUGCAGAAGCUAUCCGAACAAUGUGACGGACUACAGGGGUUUUUGAUUUUUCGAUCAUUCGGUGGCGGCACAGGAUCGGGGUUCACCUCACUACUGAUGCAUCAGAUUGCUUUGGACUAUGGAAAGAAGUGCAAACUUGAGUUUGCUGUCUAUCCUGCCCCGAUGAUCUCGACAGCCGUUGUAGAGCCUUACAACAGCGUGUUAACCACCCACACUACCAUGGAUUCGUCCGACUGUUGUUUUAUGAUUGACAAUGAAGCAACCUACGACAUCUGCGCGAACAACCUCCAAAUUGGUCGUCCUGAUUACCUUCAUUUGAACACGCUCGUAGCACAAGUUGUUUCUUCUGUAACAGCUUCCCUGCGCUUCAAAGGCACGAUGAACGUAGACUUGAACGAGUUUCAAACCAAUUUGGUACCUUAUCCUAGGGUUCACUUCCCUCUUGUCUCGUAUGCUCCUCUGCUGUCCGCUUCGAAAGCCAAACAUGAGUGUUCAUCCAUUUCGGAAAUUACAAACGCCGUCUUCAGCCAACAAAAUACAUUGGUCAAAUGUGAUCCUCGAACUGGCAAAUAUAUGGCAUGCUGUCUGCUCUACAGAGGUGAUGUCGUACCGAAGGAUAUCAACAACACGAUCGGUGUCAUUAAGGCCAAACGUCACAUCACAUUCGUAGACUGGUGCCCAACCGGGUUCAAGAUCGGUAUCAACCAACAGGCACCCUCUGUCCUACCUGGUGGUGAUUUGGCCAAACCAAAACGGGCCGUAUGCAUGCUGUCCAAUUCGACGGCCAUCUCCGGUGCGUGGGAGAGGCUGAACGUGAAAUUCGAUCUCAUGUACCGGAAGCGGGCCUUCGUUCACUGGUACGUGGGCGAAGGCAUGGAAGAAGGUGAAUUCGCCGAAGCACGCGAAGACCUGGCCGCCCUAGAGCGGGACUACGAAGAGGUCGCCGCCGACACGGCGGAUGCCGGUGCCAGUGAUAAUGAUGAAUAUUAGUUGUUGGUUUUAUUCGUUUCAAUGUUUGUUUAAGUGUUAGUUUGGUGUUAAAUAAAAAUAAAUGUUCGUUCAAAAAAACUGCUUCACAAAUCCUUUGCU